GUCCCGCCCUGCAGUGGAACAGAAACUGAUCAGGAAGUUCUCUGCUGUGAUCCUCAUUGGACCACAGGUCAGUCUUUAUUCUCUCUUCUUGGCAUCAGAGUCUAAAUCAAACAAAUCAAAGCUCUCACGCUGAAAUCUCGCGUUGUUUCCGUUCUGUCGUCGGGGAUAUUUCCAUUUCUAUUAAUUUUUUUCCCCUGCGCGCCACCGUGCAGAGCGAGAUUCGGGAGCGCGCAACUGCAGCAGAUCGUCGCGCGGAGGGCGGGGGAGCGCGCGUGCUCCUCUUCAUCGGCGCUCAUAGAGAAAAUCUGCCAGCAGCAGCCGAGCGGAGAACCGAACCUGUGCGGGAUCCGAACCGGACCAGGGUCCGUAGAACCGAGCCGCCGGUAGACCUGCAGGUGAACCGCAGAGACCCGGAUCCUGAUCGGAGCCGCAAAGCCGCAGAGCCGCAGCCCGAACCGGAGCAGCUCCGCCUGCGCUCCUUCCCCGGAUCUAAAGCUCGGAACCUGCGGUGGAAGAGCGGCCCGGAUCCGGAUCCCUGAGACCGCCGCCUCCCCCAAUGGGUCAGAACCGGGCUGCUGGUCCCGCAGAACCCCAAAGACUCCUCUCUCACCUGCGCGCACCUGAGCCGACCUGCGGGGGCCGGAUGAUGUAGGCGCCGCUGCCCCAGCAGCAGCAGCAGGUACCGACCCAAAACCCAGGAUCCAGGUGUCAGCAGAACCCAGGUCUCUGGAGCCCAGGUCUCAGCCCCCCAGGUCCCCGGUCCACAGAAGCACCAUGCCGGCGGGGAUGAAACCGCUGGAGAAGUUCCUGAAGAAGCAGACCACCGCUCUGACCCGGGCCGGGGGGUUCGGAGGGGUGGGGGACAAGGCCAGCGGGACCGGAGCGUCCCGCCGCAGGGCCAGCCUGUCCCGGGUGGUCCCGUUCUUCAGGGAGACCUCACCUGAAAGCGGCCACGUCCGGGAGGUGUUCAGCCCUGACAGUGAGGACCCCCCCUCCUGGCCCUCAGCUGCAGGAACCGGGCCGGCCACAGUUCCCUGCAGCGCCAACGGCUCCAGCUCCGGCUCUGGACCCGGCUCUGGUUCUGGUUCCGGUUCUGGGGGAGGAGAUGUUCGCAGUCCUUCUCUAUCCAGCGACGAACAGAGCUCUGAGGCCAGCCUCAUCACGGAGACCAGCUGCGUGGGAGGAGGAGGAGGAGGAGGAGGAGGAGGAGGAGCGACGCCUCUUCAUCCUGAUACUCCAGAUAACCUGACGCUGGCCGUCCUGGAUGGAGUCGCUGGAAAAAGAUUUGGACACUGUUCAGAAACCCUGCUGGAUGACUUCAUGUUGACACAUCCCAUCUUCCUGACGGCGGACAGGCUCCAGCAGGUCCUGCUGCAGCAAUUCACCUUGGAGGCGGAUGGAGGAGGCGGCGAGCGGAGAGAUGGAGAGGUGCAGAUGAGCGCAGCAGAGAGGAAGCAGGCCGUGUUGAACAUGGCCUUCAGGUACCUGGACACCUACAGAGAGCUGCUGCAGGAGGAAGGAGAGCGCAGCAACAGCUUCCCAAAGGAGCUGUACUCGUGUGCGGUGAAGGAGCUGACUCGGUACCCCGAGCUGGUGGAGGACGUCCUCAAGCUCCAGCGAUGGACCGAGAUCCUGCACUGCCCCUCCGAUGAGGAGAAGGAGAGCAGGAAGAAGCAGGUCCGUCCACUCUUCAGACACUUCAGACGUAUCGAUGCGUGUCUGCAGCCCCGCGAGGCCUUCAGAGGCUCAGACGAAAUCUUCUGCAGGGUGUACACCCCGGAUCACUCAUACGUCACCAUCCGGAGCCGCCUGUCCUGUCGGGUCGGAGAGAUUCUGGCGCUGGUCAAAGAGAAGCUCCAGUACAGUGAAGACCAACCAGUUCUACCGGGGAACCUCAUACUGGUGGCCGUCACCUCAUCCGGAGAAAAAGCCGUUUUCCGUCCGAGCGACGAGGCCGUCUUCACCACGCUGGGAGUCAACACCCACCUGUUCGCCUGUGAACCCUCUGAACUGGACUCCCUGCUUCCUCUUCCUGAGGAGAUCCACUGGACGCCUGGCGACAGCAAACUUCAUGACAUGUCGGCGGAGGAAGUGGCCAAUCAGCUGGUGGUGUUCGACUGGGAACUUUUCAGCUGCGUUCAUGAGGUGGAGUUCAUCUGUUACGUAUUUCACGGCGAGCAGUCGCGCUGGCGCCCCCUAAACCUGGAGCUGGUACUGCAGCGCUGCAGCGAGGUGCAGCACUGGGUCGCCACGGAGAUCCUGCAGUGUCAGUCGCUGCCGAAGAGGAUCCAGCUGCUGCGCAAGUUCAUCAAGAUCGCAGCGCUCUGCAAACAGCAGCAGGACCUGCUGUCCUUCCUGGCCGUGGUUCUGGGUCUGGAUAACCCAGCUGUCAGCAGACUGAGGCUCACCUGGGAGGGUCUCCCAGGGAAGUUCAGGAAGCAGUUUCAGCAGUUUGAAAGCCUCGCUGAUCCCUCCAGGAACCACAAAUCCUACAGAGACCUGAUGACCAGCCUGAGGCCUCCGCUGAUCCCGUUCACCCCGCUGCUGCUAAAAGACCUAACAGAGCGUUUGGGUUCUUGUCGCGGUCCGAUGCUAACUGAUGCUAACGUCUCUAUGUUUGUUCCGCAGCAUAAAGUGGCUGAGAUGGUGAGAACCAUCAGACGGUUCCGAAGCUCCCAGCUGGCCGUAGAUACGGAAACGUCCCCCUCACACCUGCAGACCAAGGCCUACGUCCGUCAGCUGCAGGUGAUCGACAACCAGAACCUGCUGUUCGACAUGUCCUGCAAGCUGGAGCCCAAAGACACGUAGAGGAGCAGAGGAGGCAGGCGGAGGAAGAGGAGGUUCAGGACAUCAGACUCACAGCCGCUCCUUUUCCUCCUCAUCCUGCUGAACCCAAAACUCUCCUGCUGCUGCUGCUGCUGCUGCCGACUGAUCUGCAUCACUGGAAAAAAACCCGAACCAUCCGGAUCGACCCAAAACCUAAAUGCUGGUUCCUAACGCACAGCUGGACCGCGUUUCAGUUUGGAUCGGACCGAUUCUCUGCAGCAGAAAAAUGAAAAUCAGACAUCAGCCUGCCUCUAAAAUCUGCCAUUAUUAGAAACACUUUGCUUCUGUCCUUUAAAGUUUAAAGUUUCUCUAAGUCUUUGGUUAGAAUCAGUUCCUCUCUUUCCAGAUGUUCUUAAGUGAGAAACAUCACUGGAUCAGGCUUCUUCUAUUAUUCCCCACUAUAAAGUUGUUUUUGAGCCCUAAAGGAGAUGAGCUGCUGGUGAUGGGAAUCUUUCUUCACCAGUAGAUGGCAGUAUUUGUUCAGUUUUCUUCCUUUAAAGGAGUCAUAUCUGGUAUUUCACAGAUAAAAUCCUUCUGAAAUUUUACUUUAAUUCUUGUUUGAUUUAGGGCUGAAACAAUUAAUGUGAUUAAUCAUGAUUAAUCAAUUAUUUAAAUAAUCAUCAACUAAUUGAUUCAUCAAUAAAUCAUUAACUUGAGUAU
Messenger RNA from Cyprinodon variegatus (sheepshead minnow), 3486 nucleotides. RefSeq names its product Rap guanine nucleotide exchange factor like 1 (gene rapgefl1). The record is from RefSeq and is a predicted model, not a curated record. Gene Ontology annotation, cellular component: plasma membrane. The coding region runs from base 775 to 2808 and encodes 677 amino acids. The transcript has 16 exons. Lineage: Eukaryota; Metazoa; Chordata; Actinopteri; Cyprinodontiformes; Cyprinodontidae. Gene Ontology annotation, biological process: Ras protein signal transduction; positive regulation of GTPase activity. Gene Ontology annotation, molecular function: guanyl-nucleotide exchange factor activity.